This is a messenger RNA of Aspergillus fijiensis CBS 313.89, 609 nucleotides long. RefSeq lists its product as uncharacterized. The transcript is spliced from 2 exons. NCBI's taxonomy places the organism in Eukaryota, Fungi, Ascomycota, Eurotiomycetes, Eurotiales, Aspergillaceae. The record is from RefSeq and is a predicted model, not a curated record. The coding region runs from base 1 to 609 and encodes 202 amino acids.
AUGCCCCCCACCCCCCGACCACCCAACCCAGCACCCAACCCAGCAAACCCUAACCCUAACAUCCCACCCCAACCAGCACCUACAACAAAGCCACUAACGCCCCUCCGCAUAACCACGCCGGAAGACCAAUGCACGACCCUGCACGGAAUAACCUACACCUUCUACGGCUACCCCGACAACGACCCGCCGGGGGCCGCCAUCGCGUACGAGUGCCCGCACCGCAGCGGCAGCGGCACCGCCGGCGGGACCGGCACCUACGACGACCCACUGACCUUCGCGACCGCGCCGGGCGAGUUCGAGCUGUGCGAGGUCAUCUACUCGCCGUACCUGCAGAAGUACCUCAUCCACGAGGACUACUGCGAGAGCUGCACGCGGCACUGGCCGCACAUGUGGCAUGUGGACGUGUGGUUGGGCGGGGACUCCGUGGGCGCCGCGGCGGAGCAGCUGAGCUGCGAGGCGAGGCUGACGCCCGAGCUGGAGAGUCAGAGUGUGGUCAGGGGGCCGAGGGGGGAUUUGCCUGUUGAUGGCACCACGUUCUACGCCGGGGGGCAUUCCGCCUGUGGCGUGGAGCAUGUCUACCAUGCGGCUGGGGCGGAGGAUUAUUGUUGA